AUGGCCUCCUCAAACCCUACAGCGGUACCUGCUGAAAACCAUCUAAUAUUUUCAAAUUCUAGCGCAGCCUAUGGUGACGCAACGGAUCGACCCGUCGCGCCAGACCAAUUUGAGCCGAAAUGGGAAACUGAUAAAUGGGAAAUGUGGAGUUAUUACCUCUACUAUGUUGGGAAUAAUGGAUUGACUUUGUUUAACUUUGCGCCGACCGCUUUCCAAAACUUGCUUUAUGAGGCUGCUGGCGAUUCUACAAGUCUGAGAUUUGCGGGCAGGUAUGCGUCACUUGAUAAGAUGAUUAUGAGCUGAAAAAAGUCAAUUUGCUGACUUGGACUGUGACAGAGAUCGAACAAUCAACAGUAUUGUCCUACUGAGUAAUGGCAUUAGUUUUGCUAUUCAAAUUGUUAUCUUCUUGCUGCUGGGCAGUUUUGCUGGUAUUUAUCCGUCAAUAUUUUUGGGAGUAAGAUUCAUCUGACAAUUCCAGAUUUUGGAACAUGGCGACCAAACAUUUUAAUUGUGUUGUCGCUGUUCGCUUGGGGAAUUGGUUUCGGAUGGUUGGGCGUUCACGAUUCUUUCAAGUGGAAGGUUGCCGCGGGAAUGUAUAUUGUUGGACGUACGAGUAGAAGAAUAUCCAUCCCCCGAUGCGCAACUAACCUGGAAUAGUCAUUGCGUAUCAAACAACACUUACUUUUUGGACUGCAGCGUAAGUGCCUGCUUCCGCGCUUUGAAAUGGGCUUCUAACAAUUCAAAGAUUUCCAGGACUUGCACGAAAUACUCCUCACAUGCGUGAGAAGGCGAAGGAGUUCGAAGCAGGAGAAAUAAGUCGUGAGGAAUAUGACCGAAUUGAUACUCUCAAGCGCUCUGAGCUUUCGAAUAUGGCCUUUUAUGUCCAAUCGAUUGGAGAAGUCUUCAUUCUCGUUAUCAUAGUCGGAAUCAUGUUCGCAAUUGAUGUAGACUCCUCAGCUGCGGCGAACAACUGGGGACUCUCUGUUCUCAUUGCUUUUGCGACAGGAGUUUGGGUUCUUCUUGCUAUGCCGUGGUUCUUCAAGGAGAAGAGACGGGCAGGGCAAACGGUAAAUAUGCUCCCAUAUUCUAUUAUUUCUGGAUGGUUGCUGAUCUCGAUCAUUAGAUUCCAACUGGGAUGAAUAUUUUUUCUGCAGGCAUUUGGCAGCUUUAUCGAGCUAUGCGACAAAUCUGGAAACUCAAACAAUCACUGAUAUAUCUCAUUGGAUACUUCCUUCUCGGCGAUGUAAGUGCACGCUCAGCUCCAAAACAGAAACACAAUAACUAACAUUCCAACCAGUCCCUCAACACCACCGUCACCGUCAUCGCUAUCCUUCAGAGUACCAUCAUAGCCUACAACACCCUCCAACUAACCUAUCUCCUCAUAGUCGGUAUAGCAGCCCAAGCCCUAGGAAUCUGGGUCUUCUGGUGGGCCCAACAACGCUUCAAUCUCUCCGCGAAAUUCAUGUUCAACAUAGUAGCUAUAAACAUAGUCCUCCUCGACCUCUGGGGCAUGAUCGGCAUCUUCACGCAACGCUUCGGCUUCCACAACGUCUGGGAAAUCUGGCUAUACCAAGCAUUCUACGGUCUCCUCGUUUGUCCUUGGUACUCGUACUCCCAAAUCAUGAUUUCCGAAGUUACACCCCGAGGGAGGGAAUUUCUGUUCUUCAGUCUGUUUAGUAUUAUUGGGAAGACGAGUAGUUUUAUUGGACCGCUUGUGAGCUCGGCAAUUAUUGAUCGGAGUGGUGGGAAUAACAGCACGCCGUUUUAUUUCUUGGCGGGGUUGAGUGUGGUUAGUUGUGCGGUUUUGGUGUUUGGCGUGGAUCUUGGGGAGAGUAGGAGGGAGCAGGAGGCGUUUUUGGCGGAGGAGGAGAGGGUUAGGAGGGAGAAGGAGGAGGCGUUUAUGGGAGAUCUUUCGGGCGAGGAGAUUGAGGGUGGUGCGGUGGAAGUUGAUGGACUUUCCAAA
Molecule: messenger RNA, 1963 nt
Organism: Hymenoscyphus albidus
Lineage: Eukaryota; Fungi; Ascomycota; Leotiomycetes; Helotiales; Helotiaceae
Source: the annotation of a GenBank genome assembly